Molecule: messenger RNA, 1041 nt
Organism: Mucor velutinosus
Lineage: Eukaryota; Fungi; Mucoromycota; Mucoromycetes; Mucorales; Mucoraceae
Gene: GLN4
Product: Glutaminyl-tRNA synthetase
Exons: 7
Coding region: 1-1041 (346 amino acids)
Biological process (GO): cell migration; chromosome segregation; mitotic centrosome separation
Cellular component (GO): kinetochore; kinesin complex; centrosome
Molecular function (GO): microtubule binding
Source: RefSeq, a predicted model, not a curated record
AUGUCCUCACGUAUCAUGCAAUUCAACUCUGCGCAAGAGGAAUUGGAUUAUUAUCGAGCUCAUGCCGAAGAUUUAGAGCUGACACUCCAAGAUACAAGAGCUGCUUUGGACGAGUUUCAAGUAUCCUCUCGUGAACUGGAAGAAGAGCUUGAAAAGGAAUUGCAAGCUACGGAAAAAGCAUAUAAUGAUCUCAAAUCUCGCUGUGAACAUUUCAAAAGAGACGCAGAGGACUGGAAGAGCAAAUACACAGAGUCAAAGCAUGAACAGAACAUUGCUAUGGUGCAGAUGCAGAGAGAAAUAGACAUAUUGAGAGCGACCGAAGAUUCGUUUAGAAAGAAGGUCCUUGAGUUGGAGCUGGAUAAUGAUGAUUUGGAGAGAACAGAGAGAGCUGCGACAUCCUCACUCACAGACUUGGAGAUGAAGUUGAACAAAGCAAUCGAGAGAAAUGUGAUUCUUGAAAACGAGAUCCAAACAAAAGACAAUUUAACAGAGCAAACACAAAGACUGAAGGACGAACUUAAUGAGGUAAAUCAGGAACUGUCUGUCUUGCGAAGCCAAUCAGCCAAACAAUCCGAAUAUAUUGGAGAACUCGAAAACAAGAUUGAGGAUGUUGAAAAGAAGAAUCGUCAACAAAGCCAGCAAAUGCAGCAGCGACAGAAUCGAUCACCUACACCAGAAACAGCUGGCAACUACUAUGAUCCUUACUCUAGAACAAGAAGCACUCGUAUACCCCGUACUCCAACUUCGGGCUCAUUGUCUUCUUCCUCUAAUCCAGUCAAAAUGGUACAAGAGAUGGUUGGCCGUGUCAGAAGCUUGGAGGCACGUUUGCAAUCAUGUCGUUCGCUGGUUACACCGCUUUUGAAUCCACCACCUUCGUACAGCUCCUCCAACUAUACUUACAACAGAGAUACACACAUGAGCACCAGUAGACCUUCUUCGCCAGACAGCAUGCGAUCCGGAAGUCCAAUGCACUUCUCCAAUAUCAAAGCAAGAAGACCAUCUGAAUACAUGAAAACAAGCAUGGAUACCAGUGAGGAAUAA